Messenger RNA from Prinia subflava (tawny-flanked prinia), 1757 nucleotides. It is a transcript of the gene CCDC17, whose product is annotated as coiled-coil domain containing 17. The transcript has 8 exons. The record is from RefSeq and is a predicted model, not a curated record. NCBI's taxonomy places the organism in Eukaryota, Metazoa, Chordata, Aves, Passeriformes, Cisticolidae. Bases 122 to 1603 code for a protein of 493 amino acids.
CUGCCAGUGGGUCUGUGCUCACCUCCAGCCCAUCCUGGGUGCCAGCCCCGUGGGGCACCCCCUCUGGCAGUCAGGGUGGCCCCCGAGUAAUUCACCCACUCUGCUUUCUAGGGUGUAGGACAUGGGGGUCUUCCUCUGUCCCCGCUGCCGCUUGGCGUUCAGAUCCCGACCGCUGCUGCAGGUGCACCUGGAGAAGCUGUGCCUCGGGCCCGCGGCACCCAGCAGCUCCUGCCUCCGUGGGGAGAACCCUCUGCCUGUGGAGGGAGCACAGGGCACGGCAAGGAACCCACAGGACAUCUCGGUCGGGAUGUCCACAAAUACGGACAAUGCUGAGCCACGCCAUCACUUUGUGCUCCGUGGGGUCCCACCAGCAGUGCGGGGACAGCGGGGACCAGGGCGGGCGCGUGGAGCUCCCCUGGGGGAUGUGCUCACCCCCCGUGAGAGGGCCCUGCUCCGCACGGCCGACCCCCCCUCUGGGAGGCUGCAGGUGGAGGGAGAGCCCCCCGGGCAGCCGCUCCCCCUGCAGGGGCACCGGCAGCCGCCGCAGGAGCUGCUGGAAGCCCACGAACGCCAGGUGGCCGAGAUCCGGGCCAGGACCCAGCAGCUGGAGCGGCAGAGAGAGGCGCUGUGCCGGCGGCUGGCGACACUGCGGGCCGGGGCACCUCCGGGCCCCCAGCCCGAGCGGGGGCAGCCAGGGCCGAGCCAAGGCCCGCGGGACCAGGCCGGACAGGUCCGAACGGCAGAGCACAGGGCCGCCCUCCGCCUCGACACCCUCCUGCCGCCCGCGGGGCCCCUCACGGCCGAGGCCAGGGCACUGCGGCUGUCCUACCUGCGCGCCGGGGGACACGACCCCGCCAUCCUGGAGCAGCUUCUCCACCUCCAGCUGGAGGCCACGGCGCUGGAGAGAGGAACCGCGGGGCCGCGCGGGGGCGGGCGGAUGGAGCCCGCCGGCACUGGCACACGCGGUCUGGAUGAGGCACUGCUGGCCGUGGAGAUGGAGAACCGGCGUCUGGAAGACGAGCUGUUGGCGCUGAAGGUCAGAAGGGAGAGGAGAGCAGACGCUGGUAGGCGAUGGGUCCCUCAUCUGCGCCCCACAGCCCUCGGCUGCCUCUGUGGUUGCAGCAUCAGAGCCCUGGGCUGGACACAGCUCCUGGAAAUAUUGUGUGGCUUCUGCAGGUGGAGGGGGGCUGCAGUGACCAAACCCUGCUGCCCAGGCUCGCGGGCAGCCCAGCGGCACACGGAGGAACUGGCCCGGCUGCAGGCAGAGGUGGGAAUGCUGCGAUGCCACGCAGAGCAGACGAGGCCAUGGCUGCGGCCCCCGGUCUUCCCACGCCCCAUAGCCCCCCCACUGCCACCAGCCCUGGCUGUGCCAGAACUUCUCAUGGUAAGAGCCUCAGCCCAGGGCGAUUCCCAGCUCUCCAAGGAGGGGAGAGGGGAGUUGGGAUUGGGCUGCCAGCUAGGAUGGGAUGAUGGAACAGCUCCCUUUGCUGUACUUGGGGAUAGAGCCACUGGGGCAGGAGAUGAGCCCCCAGCAGUGCUGGACCAGGGGUGUGAUUUGCUCUGCACACCCAGUGGCACCCUGCCAGGAUCCUACUCCCCUUGACAUCACUUUUUUCCUUUCCCAGGAGCCCCCCAGACCAGCACUGGGGCCUGGCAGGCGCACAGCCCCUGUGCCCCCUGGACUCCCCCUCACCCCCUUUGUGGCCCUGGAGGACCCUCCUCCUGUCCAGGAGCCCCCAGCACAGGCCAGGGCUCCC